GGCUGAGUUUCGGGAUGCCUGGAGCCUCUGAUCCCUCAAGUCUCAAGAGAUGAGGAUGCCACCAGAAAAGUAAUACUGAAGAAGGAAUAAAGUGCGUUUUGGGGUGGAGGGUGUUCUACACCUUUUAAGAUUUCUGAAAGGAAAAACAGUAGUAUAUUUUAUAUGAUAGGUCUUUCCAUCCUACACGCAAAGUACACCUUCUCGGACUUUUGAAGCCUUAAGGUUUGUACGGGUUUUUUCUCUCUCCAGCAAAGCAUGUUUCGGAUUGCAGCCUCAGUUUAAUAUCCAGCUCAUAAUUUGGUUAUGACAAGUGUUUUAUUUCCCUAAUCGGAGGCGGCCCACCAGCUGAGCCCGCUUGGCCCAGGUGGGAGCGCUCAGCUCCAAAAGAAGCAAUGAAGCCGAGGCUCGGCGCCGCAGCUGAGGCAAACCGUGCCGGGGGAAGGGGCUAAUAAAUGAGGCGGCGCUCGCUCGGGCUGAGCGGCUCCUUCGCUCGCCCACCACCUCUCCUCACAAACGGAGUUUCAUUUAGGCGGGAAAAACUCGGCCGGUGAGUUUUCAGGUUUAGCCGCUCGCGGGACCGGGGCGGGGGGGGGGGCACCGGGGAGCGGCGUUUGCGAGGCUUCCCAGAUAGCGAGUAUCUCCUUUUACCGAGCGGAGUGUCGUCGCCUUGGCUGCGAAAAGGAGAAGCCUCUUCUGCUUAGAGGGGCGCCGCCAGUGCUACGAUAAUGAUGUGUCAGUCGGGGCACGUCUUCCCCCCUCAGCCUGGGAUGCCUUUUCAGCGUAACGGCAGGUCCAUGAGCGUACAUUUAGGGGGACCCCUAAAUCAAGUAAAUAAAUAGAAAUACUUCGCAACUGACUAAUUGCGUGGCAGAUAACUCGGUUCUGCUCCCCUCCCUCCAUCCCAGAUAAAUCCUGACUGCGCCCAUGGGCAGGUUCCUGUCAGAAAGGGGAAAAGGGAGAAAGUCGCUGCCACUUUCCUGUUCCUUCCCUGCUAAGUAUUCCUUUAUUUAUUGCCUCGCAUUUAAAAGCACCACGAAUAAAUAUAAUAGACACACAAUUCCACGUUAUUCCAUACAGCAUUAUUAUGUGAAUCAUGAUAAAUCUGUUAGUCCUUAAAGUGCCAGAAGACAUGGCUGGGGUUUUUUUGCUGCAGAAGACUUUUCAUAGCUACCCUUCCGAACAUGUUUUUAUUAUUUUUGUGUUUCAGAGAAUUGUAGGGUUGGAAGGGACCCCCAAGGGUCAUCUAGUCCAACCCCCUGCAAUGCAGGAAUAUUCACUUAUUUGUCUUGACCCCACCCACCACACACAAGACAAUGUGUAUAUGGGUUGCCUCGCUUCAGAACAAGCCUCUGAAGCAGGUCAGGCUGAGAGACGACAGGCUUCUCUCAGAUACAUGAGUGAAGAAUCAGUAAAUCAACUUCCAGGCCAAUCAGUUAUAGAUCUUAAAGUCAUUAAGUUCAGGAACACAAGAGCUUAACUUGAGAACGUUCUCAAGAUGGUACAUGAAUCCACUUAGACUAAAUAGAGUAGCAAAAAAAAGUUUGAUUAUUUCUUCAUUGUAAAAGUUAUUAUUUAAACCUCAAUAAUAUGGAAGUAACCUCUGCUCUACAAACACUUAUACCAUAAUAAAAACAGACCCUCUGUUCUUUUAAUUGGUGACUGAUGGACACUCCCCCCACGCAACGAAAUGGUUACUGUCUCUGUAAAAUAUGUUGCAGACUUUAUAUUUAAUAUUGUGGUGGCAAUAUGCUGUACAAAUUCAGGAGAUUAAAGUGUGUUUUUGCCAGCUCUUGUUCUUCAUGGUCUUUGAAAUAAUUACAACUUUACUUGCCAGUGGGUUGGGCAAAGACACUAGUUCCAGAAGUUUAACAGAAACUUUUAGAAACUAUUUGUUUCUCUCAAAACACUCAAUAAAGAUGCUAAUAAUCUCAAAUUUGUUUUUAGAUUAGUAGAUUUAAUGCCACUCUACGUUCAUAUGGACAGAAGGGUGGGAAAAAAUUUAAUACGGUAAAUAAAAUUAUCUAUUUGCAGUAUGUGCUUAUUAAUUUGGAGUAGUUCCUCAGUUUGAUUCUAAACACUGAUAAACUAGAUGUGCCACACCAUCCAUGAAGGGUGAAUAAAAAUUAUUUACUUUUCAUCUCUUCGUAUAUUAUGCAUGCAUGUUAGGUGAUCUUGAGUAUGUUGUGCUCCUGUAGAAGUGGUAAUCAACAUUAAUACAAAUGUCAGAUUUUAUUAAACUGAAUUUACUUUCCUUAAUUUUCUUUUUAAAAAUCCAAAAUUGUGCUUUGAUAACAGAGACAGUGAACAAUCGCCCCGCCUCUGUUUUGCAGUUAAAGGCUAAGGAAAAUAAUACAGUCAAAAUGGAAAAUGAAAAAGAUCAGAAAAUACCAUGUGGUAAAUAUGCCAAAAUUAUUUUAUAUCCAUGUUACUUUUCAUUAUUUUAGCAGUCUGCCAGGCUAAUCUUCAAAUGGAAGUAAGAAAAAGAUAUAGUCUUUUGCAGAAAUCCAAGCACCUGAUCUACAGUGUUGGAGAUGUCCUUCCGCCUAGCACUGCCUGACUCCACUGACAUAUGUCACUGAGAAACCCCAUAAAUGAGGAGUGCUCAAUGUGCUCACCUAACUGGUGGUAGCCAGUGGAAACUCCCAAAAUGUAGUUUUUGGGGCUGGGAAAGGGGCUAGCACAGAAUCUACUGGACUCUGAGCCAGCUCUGUUGGGAUUGCCAAGGGUAAUGGGAUUCUGGCUGUUAAUUAAUCAGCAGUUUUAAUUGUGUAUGAAAAUAAAAUGUAAAAUAAUUUGAAAAACUAUUUGCUUUAUCCUUAUAGAGAUGAAAACUGAUCUGAAUUUACUACUUGAAUGUCUAAAAUAUCAAAUGGAUCAUCCUACUACUCAGAAAGAGGCAUUGGUUACUAUUUAUUCGGCCUGUCAACAAAACAGUAAGAUGUUGAGUUCUAGUUGCAUUGCUCCAUGUUUUAUUAAAAUAUAUUCCUUUAAAAGCUGACACUUUCCCCAUUGUUUUUGUCUUUUCUAGGUGAUGCAAGUGAUUAUUUUCGAGAAAUAGGUGGUUUGAUGUUUGUAUAUAACCUUGCAAAGUCAAGUGUGCACAGCAUGGUAAAGGAAGCUGCCUUAUUUACAUUAGGAGGUUUAGCUGAGAAUAAUGGUAAUGCACAAUUGUAUUCUUUUCAUAUCAUUAUAUUAUCACAUUUGAAGAUACUAAGUUUUCAUGUUUUGCUUCAUUUCUGCAAAAGACUAUAGUUUUCAAGUACAUAUACUAACAACAAAAGCUUAAAUUUGACUCUGUAGCAAAAUGGCAGUGAGUGCAGCUUUUUCAAUAGGUGCAUUACAUGCUCCCCUUUCAACCUACCCACGGCAUUCUGAACUAGCUGCAGCUUCCGAAGCAAUCUUAAGGGCAGCCCCACAUAGAGCACAUUGCAGUAAUCUAAUACUGAGGUUACAAAUAUAUAGCUUCCUGUGGUCAAGCUGUGCGUAUUCAGGAACAGGUGCACCAGCCAAAGCUGGUAAAAAAACACUCUUAGGCUGUGUUCACAUUGCCACCUUCAGUGAAGUUCUUCCCCCAUUUCCCAUGCAUUUCACAGCUCUUUCCCCACUAACUGUUCACAUCAGUGCAGUUUCAUUCAUUUAUGUGUUGAUGGUGCAGGGAUUCUUUAUCUUAUGCUAAAGUGUUCAUAUCCUGGCUAGGGAUGAAUUAGGAACAUCUUAAGGACUCUAAUCAGCAGGAAGUUGGUUUGAGAAACAAAACUUCAAACAGCAGACAAGGCUAUGGCAAUAAUGCUUCUAAAUACCAGUUGUGGGAAACCCACAGGAAGGCAAAAUGUUCUUGUGCUUGGGUUUUGCUUGCUGGUUUUCCUCAGACAUCUGGUUGGCCACUAUGAAAACAAGAUGCUGGACUAGGUGGGUAAUUGGCCUGGCACAACAGGCUCUGCUUAUUUUCUUAUGUUCAUGAGUGGAAGUUUGGGAUUUGUUCCACCAGUGUGCCUGCAUCAUUUUGACCUCUCGCUGCCUUGCCCCUUCUCCUCUUGCCGUGGCAGCACUCUUGGCAGGAAGCUAGCACUGAGGCUCUACCCCACCAGGCAGGACACCUCUGUCCAUAGAGUCUCCAUCUUAUCAGGAUUCAGUCUUCAUUAUCACACUACCACAUCCAAACAUCAGUUAAAGGCUUGUACAUUCAGAUAAUAUACAGAAACGGAGAUGGGUGUCAUCAGUGUACUACAAAUAACCACUUCCAGUGGGUUCAUUUAGAUUUUGAACAGCACUGGGACAAGUUGUGUAUAAAUGUCUCACCCCCCACUGUUACGUAUGUUCCUUAAGUGUCCCCUGCUCUGAGUUUCACCCACCUUGUAGCCAAAAAAUAUUUUGGCAGUCAGUAGAAAUAGGUCAGUGUCUAUACAAAAGAAGAAAUGGACACAACUCUGUCAUUAAAAUGGCAACACUGAGAUUUUUUAAUCUCCAAGGGCUACUAUUAUUUGAAUCCCUCCCUCCAACAGACUGAUACAGAUACCUACAAUUACUGUAGAAUUUAUAAGAAAGUUUGAUUCUAUUUGCUUUAUUAAAUUUAAUGUAAUAUAACACAUAAAUUUCUCAGAGGAAUAUCUAUUUUGUUUCAGUAUUCUGCCAACAGACGUUAUGCACUUCUGGAUCAUUUGAAGACCUUCACAGACACCUAACUAAUAAUGAUUCCAGUGUGAAUUUGAAAAGAAUGUCUGUUUAUUUCUUAAUAGCACUGGUUUCAAAUAACAGUAAGUACCCCCCGCUGCAUGUAAGGAAAUUGCAGUUACACACACAGAAACACAAUUUAAAUUAUGAUGAGUAGCCUCCAGAUGAAUAUUAACCGCAAUUAGGUCAAUUAGACUUACAUUCACAGAUAUGUGCUUAUAAAUCCUAUUGCCAUUCACAGGUACUCAAGCAAGUUUAACUACUAUAUUUUCUAAGGAUACGCUCAGCUUCAGCAGUGCAUAAAUCACUAUGGUCUAUAUAUUUCAUAUAUUACAUUUUAAGUUUAGCACCUAUUCCCUUCAGGGUGUAUACUCAGGGCCCCUGCAGACAUGUGCUUGAUUGUGGGUGUAUUCAGCAACAUAUCCUUGACACAAUAAAGUGCAUUACUGGUUGAUUUACUCUGUUUUAGUUUUUUCUGAGAUGCUUCCCCAAUGCUACCAUGCUGUGUACACACUAUACCUUUUCCCAUAAAGAAUUCUGGGUACUGUAGUUUACCCCUCACAAAGUAAGAUCACUUAUGACCACCCUGCUAGCAUCAUGAGCACAAAUUGUCACGAGUGCACAAUAAAAAGUGUCUAAAGAGGCCCUCAGUGACAAGCAUGUUUCAUACCACAUAAUGUAUGAAACACUUCUAAGAUUUCACUGAAUUAUUGAUCGCUUGAUAUUUGAAAUACUUCAUAUAUUUUAUUUUAAAUCUUUACAUGCCAAAAUGUGGUCAUUUUAUAGAGCGUGGGCAGAUGUGUGCAAGAGAGUCUGGUUGCCUUAAUGCUCUGCUUCAAUUAUUCAGGUAAGUAAUAAAGCAAGAAUGUUGUACUAAACUGAAAAUUCCUCCCCCAAGCUUUAAUUGCUAUUUGUUAUGUUUUUGUUUUAAUUUCCUAACAGAACAAGUCUUUCAGUAUGUGAUGUGAAACUUUUGGAUCAAAAAAUUAACGAAUAUCAUCUGUGGUCUUCAACUUGCAGUGCUCUCUGUGCAAGUGUAAAUAAUCCCCAGAAUGGUAAUUUUUUGUUGUUAAACAUUUCCUUUCAUUAUUUGUUUGAUGGCAGUGAGGAAAAAUACAAGUAUUUUUCAAUGCAGAUCUAAGUGUGUCAUUGUUUUGUCACCAACAGAGGAGAAUCAGAAAUUUUGCAGUUUGGUUUUUCCUCAUGCAAAAGACUGGCUGCAAAGUAGUAUAAAGCCUGAGAUAGUUCGCCCAGUAUGUUCAUUCAUUGGGCUCACAGUUGCAAAUAAUUGUAAGUAUCUAACCAUUGUACCAGCACAUUAUUUUUCUGUGAAAAGCCUGCUGGGAUUUCUUUUGCCAUUUCUAGUGCUUAAUUUCAUGCAUCUGCUGCACAGAAAUAGGGCAACUGCUUUGGUGAUAUUAUCAUCUUCAAAUUCUAGAACUUACAGUGGAACCAGGUAUUGCUUUAAAGAGAGGAGGGCAGGGCUUUUCCAUGGCAUAGUGAGUUGACACAUCCUCUCUAGCUUGUAUUGCAUUUUCUAGAAAUCACUAUACAUUUGUUAAAAUAGUAAAUAUAUAUAUGUUGCCUUUCUACCAAAGCAUUCAGGGCAGUUUAGAGUUUAAAAUAAUGGCUUUCAGUCUUGAUACAAAACAGAGAACUCAGAGGAAAAACAGUACAUUCAGGUACCAGCUCUUUCAUAGUGUUAUAUAAUAACAGACCUUCCAAGUGUUCCUAUUUUCCGGAGACAAUGCCGGAUUUACAGAAGCCGGCAGAAUGUCCUGCUUUUUCCUUAGAUGUCCCUAUUUUUAUCAGAGAAAUUUUGGAGGGCAUGGAAUUAUCUGACCUCCGAGUCAUCUGAAGGCAACCCUGUAUAGGGAAGUUUUAAAAAGUUUAAUGUUUUACUAUGUUUUUAUAUACGUUGGAAACGACCCAGAGUGGCUGGGGCAACCCAGUCAGAUGGGUGGGGUGUAAAUAGUAAAAUUAUUAUUAUGGAAUAGGAUGUCCCUAUUUUCAUUUGAGAAAUACUGGAGGGUUUGUAAUAACCAGAUGGAAUAGUUGCUGCAGGAAACAAUUUGAAGAAGGGGUGAAUUGAGAUCAAGAUAAAAGUAAUUUUUGUGAAUAAUUUCUCUUAAAAUUAAUUUACAAAAGUUUUCUUACAUUGAGUCAAAGCACUGAUCUGCCUAGCUCAGUAUCAUCUACAUUGCAUUGGAGUGUCUCCAGGAUUUCAGACAGGGGUCCUUCCCAGCCCUACCUGGAGAUGCUUGGGAUUGAACUGGAGACCUUCUGCAUUUGACAGAAAGCCUGGAAAACUUUAGCUUAAAGCAAACUAUGAGAGAAGCAUGACUGGUAAUUGUUAUGGUUUGUUUUUGUUUCUUCAAGCAAGAAUGCAGCAAUUUUUUGUUUCUGUUGGUGGAUUAGCUGUUUUGGAUGAGCUUCUUGUGAAAUUGAGACACAAUUCACUUGCAAGCACGAAACUUGCCGUAGUGGUGACAAAAACGAUUGAUGCCUGUAUUGCCGAUAACUGUGAGUGAACAGAUUGAAAUAUCUUUCUAUAUAAAUAUCUUAACAGAAAGUGAAACUUGUAAGGGUGCAUCCAGGCUCUAGUUAGGUCCAUGCCUCCCUAUAGGAUUAGGUAUUCUCAGAUCAUUCAUUACUUAUAUUACCAGGAUCUGCCUUGGCUUCUGACUUUAUUUAUUAACAUGACAAACAUUAAAUAUCAUCAAAAUAAGUUAAGGAUCCUGCAAGGAGGGGAAGGGAGUUGCAAAUUCUUCUAAUUCCCAGUCCUCACAAAUCUUGUAGUUAAGUGUUGUACCUGGUAUUGGAUGAAAGCUCGAGAUAACUGGAAGAAAGGAUGGAACAGGCAUUCUAUAAAAGUAUGUUUCUUUACUGCAUGUUGAGUUUAAUGGGUGUUUUUUCCUUUUAAAUUUAUUUUGUACCAAUAGCUGCUGUUGGAAUUAACCUGCCAAGGUAUAAUAUUGUGCCAAAUCUCUUAACACUGCUUUCUUACAAACAUCUGGAUCCGGGAGAAAAAAAUAGUAUUAUACUUACCCUUGGACACUGUACAGAUGGCUGCGGUAGGAUACUGGUUCUGUCUUUCUUAAACUGAACAUGUUAGAUGUUGCAUUCAAAUGCAGUUUGUAUUAGAAUUCCAGUGCACAAUUACUGUGCUUAAUAAUAACCUAUGAAGAUACCAAACCUGAUGUUGCUAGAGUAAUGCAUGGUUGGUUUUAACAAGCUGCUUUAUCCCUCACUGAAAUAAAAUAACAAAUAAAAAAAUUAAUCACUUUGAAACUUACUACAUUUAGGCGGCAAUCCUAUAUCCACUUACCUGGGACUAAGCCUCAUUGAACUCAGUGAAACUUACUUUUAAGUAAACAUGGUUAGCUUUGUACUAUAAAUAGGAUUAUAAUUAGGCACCUUUUUCAUUAGUGGUUAUUUCUAGUACAGGAUCUAGGAACUUCUACAAAAUCCUGAUAAUCAACUGUCAAAGCCAAGUUAGAGUUAUUAGUGGUAGCUAAGUAUAAAUUUCUGCUUUAACACUGAAGUCUUAAAAAGGCACUAUGCAAUAUUUCCAUUAAAACUAAUAGGACAGAUUCAUGUAAAUGAAGUCACACUACAGCAUGUUACUGAGCAUAUGCAAAUAAACUAGAUAUGACUAAUUGAAGUUGGGCUGAAAAUUAAAUAUAACUGUAUCCCAUUGUAAUUUUAUUGCUUAUUCUUCUAAAUAUGAUAAGAGGUACUGUUACAACUGUACAGUUUGGACAAAUAUGUUCCAAGAAACUAAUGGUAUUUUUUUUUAGAGGAAAAUCAAUUUGCUCUGGUCAAGAACAAUGGCCUUCCACUUAUGAUUCAGGCACUAACUGAAUCGCAGGAUGAAGAACUAAAUAAGGCUGCCACCUUUGUGCUGCAAAAUUGCAAACAGAUCAGUAAGAUUAUCAUUAUUUUCAUUACUGUUUUAAAAAACUUAUAGGGCAGAUCUGUGAAUAUCUUCUUGCCCAUUAGCUUUGUCUGCAAAAUUUCCUAUUUCACCCAGGUUAGAGAUCAUCAACUUCUGUUCUAUGCUUCCCUUCCCACUUUCUUCUACUUGUUAAUUUGAUCUCUUCUUGCUUCCAUCCUCCCUUGAUGAAGCAGAAAUAUUAAUGAAGGAAGUAUGUCUGGGGCUGUAUUUGUAUAAGGUCCUUUAGAUACUGCAGAGAGAUGUAAAAGGCAAAAUAAAACACAUCUUAAAUAAGUCACUCUCAUUGGGAGCUAAUAUUUUAAGACUUUGGCAUGUAGAAUGAAAUAUAAUUCUGUUUUUAUAAAGCCAGCUUACCUUGCCUUAUUCUAACUUUUCCUAAAGCUGAGAAGUUGUCGCUGAAGUUAGGAAAACAUUCAUUAAAACUGGAUGAUGCAGAACAGUUGAAGGUUGAUUGGCAGAACAGAGAGAUGAUCCUUGAAGACUACUGGGACAAAGCCAAAGAAAUUUUGCGUAGAAUCGAAGGACUUGAAAAUGACCAACAACAGGUGGUUCUUUGUUUUUUGGGUUUUUUUUUUUAAAAAAAUAAGAACGGAUGCAGUAUGUUAAAAACAGAGGAAUAGUUCUAUGCAAGAAAAUGGUGUCUGAGUGAAUUAUAAAAAGGAAAGCAUAAGUCUGGUAGGUUUUUUAAAAAAAUGUCCCCCCCCCCUAUUUUCCUGUGGUGGAAGGAGGAUCUCAUCAUCUGGGUUAUUUCUCCCAGUCAGUCCAGAAGGUAGGGCUAGCAAAAACAAGUUUAUGGUAUGCCUUCUGUGGGGAAUAGCACCUUUUUCAAGCUUCCAUCCUGUCUUGGCUUCACUUUUUAGCUAAAGAUGUUUGUUUCUAUUCUAGUAUUCCUAGCUUGUGUAAAUUCACAAACAUGACCAUUCUCUGUUAUGCAAACAAACAUAUUUCAGCUACUUAUAGUACUUCAGAUAAAACAUCCUACCCACCUGUAAAAUUAUUGCUCCCCCAUCUUCAGCCACAUAGUCAUGGUGAUUCAACAUGAACUUCUGUGAUCACAUGCUUUCCCUUAGUAAUUUAAUUCCAGUUAUUUCCAGUAGUGAAUUAUAAAUUUUAAAAAAUAUUUUAAUUUGAUGGUGAAGGUUAGGAUAUCACAGGAAGAAACACCUUCCUUAUCUGUUUACACAUUCUGAAAUGCUUUGGAACGCUAAGUCUUGUUUGUGUUGGAUGAUUUCUUAGGUUUCAUUAUUUUUAUGCCCCAGUCUUGUUUUUAUGCAGUAUUUUCAGCUGCUUAUUUUGAAGGGACUUGAACAUGAAAAGACAACAACAACAAUUUGACCUGAAUUUGACAAAUACUUCUUGCUUCAAAGUAUAUAUGCUGUAAUAUUAAAAUUGUGGAACCAAAAUGCAAUUGUCAAAAACAAGUACUGAGUUCAGCAAAUUAAAAUUGACUUCAACUUAAAGGGAAACAACACAGGAAAAAUACAUACCUGAAAUGUUAAAUAAGAUUAUGAAAGAAGUAAUGGGGUGUGAGUGGUUAUUUCAUUCUAACCCACAAAGUUUGGCUUUUACGACUAGGUGUGAAACUAGGUCAAGUAAACUCCCUGAGUUGAUCAUUCCUGCCUUGAACCUCCAUGUUUUUCCACCCUCCCCCACCCACUGGAUGUAUUUUGUAUGACCUUCAAUUGCUAUUUUUUUAAACACAGAAAAAAGUGAGAAGACAAAUAUUAAUUGAUGAUAUUCCCAAAGAAGUGAUCCUGCAGACUACCCCUAUGCAUCUUAAAGAAAAUUCAAGCAAGCCAAAUUCAAGUGACAUAACACAUACAGAAGUGAACCAACAAUUACUAGAUUCUAUGUCUGCUAAACCGAUUGCUACUACAUUUGUAAAAGACUAUUCAAAGAAUGAAUUUCUAAAGCCUGCCAAUAGGAAUCCAACUGAUGCGUCAGCCAGUCGAAAUGAACUUAAUCUUCAUGCAGCUGAUAAAAUGAAGACACCCAACAUGACCCACCAACAUAAACAUAUUACAGAUAAAAACACUAUUGGUGAAUCUAGCAAGUCUGAAGUACAACUAAGGUAUUGUAUCUUGGAUCCUACAUAAAAUUUUAAAUUGAUACUUUUAAAUCCUGAUUGUGAAUCAAAUUAGCAAACUGCAUUUAAUAUUAUUAAACUUUGUCAUGAACUCUAAUGGACUGAAAUUCCAUCUGGAAUAUAUAGGGAGCUGUAGACCUCUUUCAAAAUGAAAUCUUUUACUUUCAGCUUUUGAACUUCUUCAUGGCUACUGAAUAGCCUCAUGUGUGGAAGCUACCCUGAGAAUUUUUAUUUGAAGCGAAGUGUAAGAAAAUGAUUUAUAUCAGUUAAAUGCAGGCAAUAAAUAAAAUUAUCCCAAGCUUCAAUGUGGAUAUGAAACAUGCCCCCCUUUACCUGGUUAGCAUUAUUCACUGCAGUGCAAUGUGGGAAAUUGUGGGGAUCGAGAAGCAUGAUACAACACAAUGAAAUAUAUAUUAGGUCAAGUUUUAAGAAUGUCUUUCUUACCCUUUUAGUGAAUUAUUGUGUAAACAGACAGAUAUUGUAGGUAAAAGAAGAACUCAGCUGGCGCAAAAUACAGGUAGGUACAGUUAAUCAAUAGUGUUCAAUUUCUGACAUUUUACUAAAUUGAUCGUUGUUAGAAAUUAGUUUAUUUUAAACUGGAUGAAAAAUAAGCACAUAUAUAUAUCUUUACCAUAUACCAUACUUAGUGGUUGCAUUUGCACAUCAUGCUAAGCCUUGGGCUUGUGCACUUGGUCCCUUCUCUCCUCUCCUGCAUAGCCAAAAGAAGCAGUCAAAACCUUUUGCUUUUUACAUUUGGUUAAAAGUGGUUUGUUGUGUUGGUUGGAGCAACACACUGUGGUUCAUAAAACUAUACAGUGGUGCCUCGCAAGAUGAAAUUAAUUCGUUCUGCGAGUUUUUUCGUCUUGCGAAGCACGGUUUCCCAAAGUCUUCAAAAUCACCAAAGUCUUCAAAAACCUCAAAAAAGGCUACCACACUGCGUGCUAUGAGUUGCUCCUCGAAGUCACCCUGGGUAUUAACGGUUGUGAGACGAAGAAACCAAACUUGCAAGACGUUUUCGUUUUCGUCUUGCGAAGCAAGCCCAUAGGGAAAUUCGUCUUGCGAAGCAACUCAAAAAACGAAAAACUCUUUCGUCUUGCGAGUUUUUCGUCUUGCGAAGCAUUCGUCUUGCGAGGUACCACUGUAGAGUCAGAAGGCAUCCUGAGGCUCACCUAAUUAUCCACCCCCAUCCCUGCAAUGCAGGAAGCUCAACUAAAGCAUCCAUGACAGAUGGCCAUCCAACUUCUGCUUAAAAACCUCCAAGGAAGGAGCAUCCACAACCUCCCAAGGGAGUCCAUUCCACUGUUGCACAGCUCUUAUGUCAGAAAGUUCUUCCUGAUGUUUAGUCAGAAUCUCCUUUCUUCUAACUUGAAGACAUUGGUUCAGGACUUCAAGCUUGCUCUGCCCUUUAGAUAUUUGAAGAUGGCUAUCAUAUCUGCUCUUAUGCAGACUAAACAUACUCAGUUCCCUCAACUGUUCCUCAUAAGGCUUAGUUUCCAGACCCUUGAUCAUCUUUGUUUCCCUCCUCUGCACACAUUCCAACUUGUCAAUAUUCUUCUUAAAUUGUGGUGCCCAGAACUGGACACAGUACUCCAGUUGCUGUCUGACCAAGGCAGAAUUUUUUGUUGUUGUUUAGUCAUUUAGUCAUGUCCGACUCUUCGUGACCCCAUGGACCAGAGCACGCCAGGCACUCCUGUGUUCCACUGCCUCCCACAGUUUGGUCAAACUCAUGCUGGUAGCUUCAAGAACACUGUCCAACCAUCUUGUCCUCUGCCGUCCCCUUCUCCUUGUGCCCUCAAUCUUUCCCAACAUCAGGGUCUUUUCCAGGGAGUCUUCUCUUCUCAUGAGGUGGCCAAAGUACUGGAGCCUCAGCUUCAUGAUCUGUCCUUCCAGUGAGCACUCAGGGCUGAUUUCCUGAAGAAUGGAUAGGUUUGAUCUUCUUGCAGUCCAUGGGACUCUCAAGAGUCUCCUCCAGCACCAUAAUUCAAAAGCAUCAAUUCUUCGGCAAUCAGCCUUCUUUAUGGUCCAGCUCUCACUUCCAUAGGCAGAAUAGAGAGGCACUAUUACUUCCCUUCAUCUGGACAUUAGCUUUUUUUUACUGCUGCAUCAACUGUUGAUCAUGCACCACAAUUGUUAAUCAUGUGGUCUAUUAAGACCCUUAGAUCCUUUUCACAGUUGUCCAUCUUAUAUUUGUGCAUCUGGUUAUUAGAACCUUACAUUUGUCUCUCUUGAAAUUCAUGGCCCAGUUCUCCAAUCUGUUACAGUCAUCUUGAAUUCCGAUUCUGUCUUCUGCAGUGUUAGCUACCCCUCCCAGUUUGGUGUGUCUGCAAAUUUGAUGAGCAUCUCCUCAGUACCUUCAUCCAAGUUAUUUAUAAAGAUGUUGAACAACGAUGGGCCUAGGACAGAACCCUGUGGCAUCCCUCUUGUCACACUUUUCCGAGGAUGAUGAGGAACAAUUAGUGAUUACUCUUUAGGUUUGCUCAGUCAACCAGCCACAAAAUCCUCCUAACAGUAACUUCAUCCAGCCCACAUUUUACAAGCUUCUCCCCAAUUAUACCACGAAAGGCUUUGUGAAAAGCCUUACAGAAAUCAAGAUACACUACAAACAUACCAACUUCAGACCACAGGUUAUGAUGCUGGCUUGCUGGAAACUAAGCAGCAUAGUUAGUAUUGACCACAAUUCCAGGUAUGGAUGACAUGGCAAUCUGUGUUCAACUGAAAGCAGAAGCAAAAGCAAAAGCAAAAGCAUACAAACUCAUCCUUGGCUGCAUGAAAAAAUGAAGGCAGUGCGUGAAGGCAGUAUGCUAUAGCUUAUGCAUGUUGUGCUAAAAUGCAUGUGGUGCUAAACUAUGGUUUAGCAUGACAUCUAAACAAAGCCAAAAUGUUAUAUGUUUAUUGUUCAUUAUAUGUUGUCCAAGCAUGCUAUAUUUGCCCGUGCGGAAUAAUACUAUUACUCCAUCACAUAUUCAAUGAUGAAUUUGCCUUAAAUUUCAUAAUCUAGUAUGACUUUUUAUUGUUAAAACUAUUCAUGAUAUAAAUGUCUGUUGCCUUUAAAAUAUAAGCACAGUUGUAUUCAAUUAUUUUAAGACCAGAGUUAAGGCUGUCAUAGUAACUCAAGCUCCACAAAGCUGAAAAUUGGAUGCUAAGGCUGAUGCUAUAAUGGACGUACCCUAACAGGUGUAAUUUUUAUAAACAGAAUUUUGAGACAUAAUGUUGGACUUUUUUGUUGGCUACCCACCUUAACUAAAGGGGUACUUGCGUGUCCCUCCAACACAUUGUAAUAAAAUUUUGAAGUUCUGGAAACUAUGUUAGAUGCUACGGACUUGGACUCCAUGCUCCUGCAUCACUGUCAACAGAACAAAUUAAUGCCUUAGAAAUUUCAUCUGGUAUGCUGGCUAAAUAACUUAGUUUAGCAACUUCUUUUUUAUCUUUAUCUUAAUUUUGUGUUAUUAUGGUCUAUAACUACAUAAAAAAUAUAACAUCUGAAUUCUUAACCAUAUGUUUCAUAUUAAUCCAAUAACAUUUCUCUUUUAUAGAUCCAUUAUGUUCAAGAAUAACAAGCAGGAGGAUAAACUGUAAUCUGUCUGCUUCUAAAAUAGCAAAGUUGCAGUGCACAGGUGAUUUUGUUGUUGUUCUGUUUUGUAAGAAGCCUAAAUUAGGCUUCUAGACACUAACAGAUACAGUGGUACCUCGGGUUGCAGGCGCUUCAGGUUACAGACGCUUCAAGUUAUAGACUCUGCUAAGCCAGAAAUAGUAUCUCGGGUUAAGAACUUUGCUUCAGGAUGAGAACAGUAAUUGUGCAGUGGCAGCAGGAGGCCCCAUUAGCUAAAGUGGUACCUCAGGUUAAGAACAGUUUCAGGUUAAGAAUGGACCUCCAGAACAAAUUAAGUUCUUAACCUGAGGUACCACUGUAGUUCUUUUCUUUAAACUGCCAGAUUUUUUUUUUACAUUUAAAGACACAAUCAUUUUGUAUUGUGUAUUAAAAAUUAGCAAUUUUGUUUUGGAAAUCUAAGCAAAGAAGGAUCCCACUCCACAAUUUUGAAUAUUUGAGCAAUAACAAGGCCACCUCCAACUCUACAAUUCUAUUAUUCAAUUUACUGGUUCAAUAUUAGGUUUACCAAUGAAUUCCCAAAAAGUACUUGCUAGAUUUACUGAUGUUAAACCUGAAAAGACCAGAAUAUGUAAAUCACAAUUUACUAAAAACAGAUAUGAAAAAUUCAGCCUGAAAUCCUUUUUAAAAUGCGUUUUCUAAAGAGUCACAUGUUAUUUUAGUAAUAUUCUAUAUCUUUCAGGUUGCAUAACAGUAGGAAUUCCCUUAAACAGCCGAAAUUUUAGCAAGAUUUUGCGGUCUUGUCAAUAUCUAUGUGAACAACACAAAGUUACUCUAGAAACUGAACUGAAAUAUAAAAGGAAGAUAAAAAGAUCUAUUAUCUCUAGCAAGAAUACUUCUACAGACUGUAAUGGUAAUAGUAAUCAUUUUUCAUAAAAUUUCAUGUGGAGCAUGCGCAAGCCCAGUGGUUUCCAACCCCUCCCCCCGACCACUUGAAAAUUGCUGAGGGUCUUGGCAGACCACUUAAUGAUUUUUCUGCCUGUUGCAGCAAUUGUAAUAUGCUGUGCAAUACGCUGUAUGAUUUUUAAUUACCGGUAUAUAUUUAUUGCCUUUUAAUUUUUUAUAUACUGUAUUUUAUUAUAUUUCAUAUAAUUUAAAUUAUAAUACAAUAAAAUACAAUGAAAUGAAAUGUAAGAAAUAAAAGAAGCAAUUAGAAUGCAAAUAUAUGCCAAUAUUCAAUUCAAUUCAAUUCAAUUCAAUUCAAUGGAUGUGUCAUCUCCUGACUUCAACCACAGAUCUCCCAAGUUAGCUGAUUUUCCUCCUCCCAGAGCCCUCCCUGGUUCAUUUUUCAUUGCAACCAGGCUUCUACUAAUCAUGAAACCUGGGGGGAGGGGCAGUAAAAUAACAUGUCCAGGGAUACCUUUGCAGGGGAGUCUCAGCAGCUGGGGAAAGGGUUAAGCCUGCCCACGAAAUCUGCCCUACAAAGGCUGCCUAUCCCAGCAUUAGCAUCAUGAUAAAGCAGGUAUGUGGAACCAUUGGCCCUCCAGAUGUUGCUGAACUAUAACUUCCAUCAGCCCCCACAAGCACAGCCAGUGCCAUAGAUCAGCAACAUAUGAAAGGCCAAAAGUUCCCCAUAGCUGUGAUGGAAAACACAGGAUUUGGGGAGCCCUGCAUUUCUCUCAUGAAAUCUAGCUCUGCCCUUUGUCUUCCAUAACUUUCAGUAAUUUUAAAUAAGCAAAUGUUUUGUUUCAAACAGCAGAUCUUCAAACAAAACAGGAUGCAUAUUCAAAGAAACAAAUAAUCCGACAGAAACACAGGCUUAAAGACCAGGAUCUGAAUGAAGAUCAUACUUUCUCAUUUAAAGAUGGGGUAUGGACACCUCAAUGACAAAUGUUCUGCAUGUUAACAUUUGUGUAUAUGUUCUAGUACAUAUGACAGUGUUAUUUGUAAUAAGUGUUAAUGCCUAAACUGAGACCCGGCCUCAGCACACUGAUAAAUAUUAUUCAUAACUGGUGAAAGGAUAUCCGUAAACCACAAGCUAUUGUUAAUAAACAAACAAACAAAUAGUUUAACCAAAGCUCUGGUAGCCCCACUUUGGGGAAAUAAAUACCUGUACAAUGCUUUUGUUGGUCUUGGGACUGAACAUAGGACCUUCUUUAUUUCCUUGUAUGCAUGUUACCAUUGAGCUCUGGCACAUCUGCCUAAUGUGUACUGUUUUCAUUAAUGAUGCAGGAAACUGAUAUUCAUCUGCCAGAUAUACCUGCAGUAGCUGUUGAAAAAAGCAAACGGAGAACUAGGAAAAAUUUUACAUCAGAAGAAAUAAGAUUUCUUUUGGAUGGUGUAAAGAAAAUGGGCCAUCAUUGGAAUUUAAUUUUAUGGACUUACCCGUUUCAGAAGGGAAGGACAAAUGUUGACCUUGCUAAGAAAUACUGCCAUUUACAGGUAAUAUUUCAGAUUAAUUUUGUGCUAGUAUUUUACACCUUUGGGAUAAAAUGAGAGGAAAGGAAAGAACCAUCGGGCGGGGUUUGAUAAUUAUUUCUCUUCAGUGGAUGGUGGUUAUCCAUUAGUGUUGGAGGCAGGACUACGCAAAUAAUGACACUUGUCCCUCCAAUGGGAGUGGCUUUCACUGAGUAAAAACCAGAACUUGAAUCCAAGUAGCCAUUUACUUCUGUAAGUGUAAACUAUGAAAGUAUGGUUAUAUUAAACCCAAAUAUCAUCACUGGGUCUCAAUAGUAUUUUGCAAUAAUAUUAAUUGAUUGUACUUCAAUCAAUUUUAUUGUUUAUAACCAAUGAAGAAGAAGAGUUUGGAUUUGAUAUCCUGCUUUAUCACUACCCUAAGGAGUAUCAAAGUGGCUAACAUUCUCCUUUCCCUUCCUCCCCCACAACAAAUACUCUGUGAGGUGAGUGAGGCUGAGAGACUUAAAAGAAGUGUGACUAGCCCAAGGUCACCCAGCAGCUGCAUGUGGAGGAGCAGGGAAUGAAACCCAGUUCACCAGAUUAUGAGUCCACUGCUCUUAACCACUACACCACACUGGCUCUCAUUACAAUGAGACCAUUACCAUAAAAGAAUUUAGAUAGUACAUUUCAUUUCAAGAAGAAAUACCAAGGCUGUUCUCAAGCAAAUAAAUGUUUCAUUUAUUUGUCCUGGGGUUGGGUGUAUUGGCUCCACCUGGCCCGGCUGGAUUGGCCAGGAAUCAAAUAGCCUAUGGUGGGAAAGCCCACCAAUCUCCUGUGGCUGGCCUGGGAAUUCCCCCACAGCCAGCUGCAUAGCCCUGAUGUUGCUCCCAAGGGGGAGGGGCCUGGUGCAACAGGCUGCAACAGCCACCCACCCUGUGACCGGGUAAGCAGCCAUUUUCAAGCGAAUAAAAGCCAACAAAAUAAGAACAGUCAUACCUCGGGUUGAAGUUGCUUAAGGUUGAGCGUUUUCAGGUUGCGCUCUGCGGCGACCCGGAAGUAACAGAACGCAUUACUUCCGGGUUUCGCUGCUCGCGCAUGCACAUACAGUCAAAAUAUGUCACACGCAUGUGCAGAAGCGGCGAAUCGCGAUCCGCGCACGCACAGAUGCGGGUUGUGUUCUGCUCUGGAUGCAAACAGGGCUCUGGAAUGGAUCCUGUUCGUAUUCAGAGGUACCACUGUACUGUAAAGCCAAUUAUAAAAAUACAGCGACCUGUAAUUAAAAUAAUUAGCACAACUAUGCAUUAAAACAUCCAUAAUUAAAAUAUAUACCUAAGCAAGCCCAUCAGAACAGCACAAUAGCUAAAACAGUUAAAGCAGCAAUCAAAUCAGGAUAGCAGGAAAAUGUUUGUCCAAAUAGGUAUGUCUUCAAGAGUUGGUGAAACGCAAAUACCAAUGGAACCUUCUGUAUUUCAGCAGGGAGAAUGUUACUGACCGGGAGUCAGAGACACCUGAUCUGUACUGUAGCAAUGAGACAAUUGUUGAGAGGGCCUGGAUUAGCUCCACCCAUUUAAUGGAAUUAUGCCCAGUGUUCCUUUCUCCUUUGGUGAUUGAAGUUAUUCAAGAUGUAAAGCAGGACUGUGGCAUCCUGUGAAAUUUUCUACACAAAACUACUAUUGCCACCUGACAAGUGGAUGCUCUAAGCCUGGGAUGCCUCCUUCCCAGAACUAGCUUGGGAGCUCUUCCCACUCCUCUGCACCCAGUUUACAUUUUCUUCUCCAUACAAGAAAGUCCGCUGCGCUGUCAGUUGAAGAUGUCCCUUGCCAAAACUAGCCCAGCAGUUCUGCUUUUCUGUGCAACUGGUUCUGACUUUCUCCUCAGUUGGUCAUGCAGCUAACAUAUGGCAGAAACCGCCCUUAUCAGGGUCUCAUAAAUUGUCAGGUAAGCAAAUGUUGACUCUGACUGCUAACACAACAUAAAGUACUGACAGAGCUGGAGCUCUAAAAAAGCCACAUUCUUCUCUCACACACCUUCCUCUCACCUGAUAUGUCCAGCCUGUAUAGCCAUAUGAAUCACAACUUGAUAACAAAUAUUUGUCUGUGCCAAUGCUCUGACAUUUGCCUUGUCUAGUUUCCUUUUUUCUCUUCUCUCUCACAGAAAAAUAAAAACAAGACAAACAUAUGACAUCUUAUAAGUUACGUGUAUUCUGUCAAGGAAACAAGAUCAUCAUACAAGUUGGUUCUUUUUUGUUUGUUUAAAAUGUAAUAAUUAUUUUUAUUUUAAAGAGGGUA
Molecule: messenger RNA, 18947 nt
Organism: Podarcis lilfordi (Lilford's wall lizard)
Lineage: Eukaryota; Metazoa; Chordata; Lepidosauria; Squamata; Lacertidae
Source: the annotation of a GenBank genome assembly